Drosophila suzukii is the source of this 1572-nucleotide messenger RNA. The record is from RefSeq and is a predicted model, not a curated record. Lineage: Eukaryota; Metazoa; Arthropoda; Insecta; Diptera; Drosophilidae.
CUGUAUUUUUGUUUCAUUAGGUUUUACCCAUCAAACCUAAUGAUGUUACGUUAAUGUACAUGCUGUGUGAAUUAUAUUUCAAGAAGGCAUUUAGUAUUAAUCUGAGAAAUAAUACAGCUGGUCAUUUCUAGUUUUCCAAAGACAAGUCGCGGUAAUAAUAAGCUGCGAAUAAAGAAAGAUGGGAGAUAGUGUUGUGUGCAAAUCGAAAGAGUCUGAGACAUCAAUGAAUCUAAAGGAAAUAGAUUUAAGCUGUGUCCGAGAAAAAAUAAUCAAAGAAGAAUGCGAAGAACCUGCAGAAAAUGAAGAUUCUACAAACAACGUAAGAGCUGGAGAUAUAUUACAGGAAAGAACUGCUGAAAAAAAGAUUAAAAUGGAUGGGAAGAAUCCUCAAGAGGUAAACCCAGUUGAGGAGGACAGUUCCGGAAAUUUCCUAACAUUUCACGUAAAAUGUAAGGACCAGGUGGAGAACAUUAUCCUGCCCUUCGAAGAGACGUUGGACAAACUUCAGGAACGUAUUUCCAGUCUGUUUGGGGUCCUUCCGAGUAGUCAGAUCUUUCACGGAUGUGGCCUAUAUGGCAAUACCAGCGAGGAGAUUUUGGAUAAGCGCCUAAGUAGCUUGAAACUCUCAUCUCCAAUCUCCUAUCUUACUGUCGAGGAGGUUAUGGAACAUAAACUGCUUAUUAAUAUAGUAGAAAAACCGAGUGAACGCAAGAUAAACCUAAACUUGUCAGAUCUCAUGAGAGUUCAUGAACUUAAACAGUAUGUAUGUUGCAUUUGGAACAUUCCUGUGAGGUACCAGGACUGGUCAAAUGGACUUAAUGACCAGAAGGACGAAGCUACUUUGCGUCAAGCUGGAUUGAAAGGGUAUGAUGAGGUCCUUACGGUUCGCAGCCGGGAAUAUCCAUCCCUUAAUAGCUCUAGUUCCGCGUCAAGUGAUAAGCAAUCGCAUAGUUCCUCGGAUGAAGAGUCGGAUUCGGAUUCGGGUUCGAUAUUCCACGAUCGUCACUUUCCGAUGACGUCUGCAUCAUCUCCACCCCACAAUGUUCUUAACGAUGGAUGCUUUUCGUUUGCCUACAAGUACAAAAUGCGUUUUGGUUAUCCCACUCCAGAGUUCCAUACGGGCGAUUUUAGCAGUGCCCUUACAAAGACCUAUUAUUCUCCAGAUAGGAAAAAACUCCUGGCAAUUUAUUUGCAUCAUGAUGACAGCAUUCUAACUAACAUUUUUUGCUAUAACGUACUGAAGAAUGAGAAAAUCAUAAACUUAUUAAAGUCGAUGUUCAUUGUUUAUGGUGUGGAUCUGACAAGCACGAAACAAGCUUCUUCCUUUUUCGGUCAACUGAAGGAACGCAUCUCCUUGGAGGCAUCCAAUAUUGCCGAAAAAAUAGAGCUGGACAAACUCCCAACUUUCAUGCUGGUUGGUGAAGAUAUUGAUGUUACUCACACAAUAAUUUCAAUUAUUCACGGUGAUAUUGGUGUGGAUGAAUUGGAACAUAAACUUCUGGAGCAGUAUGAACUCCUUAUAAACUUAUCUUCAAGCAUUUGGGAUGCAACAUAAGAGAUAUGUUCUCAAGA